AUGUCUCCCUCGGCUGUUGUGGAACAGAACAACCACGAAACAGACAGCAUUGCUCAAUUGAAGUUGAACAGUGCUGGAAGUGCCGAUGCUGCUGCUGCCCCAGCAUCUCAGCACCGUAACGAGUACGAACAUUUGACCUCCGUUAAGGUCGUUAAACAGAAACCAGUGCAAGAUCGGUUGAAGGAGGACAUCAGGGACCAUUACUCUCCUCACUUGAACGGGCUCGAGGAGUACAAUGUUCAAUACAAACAGUCGAUUGAAAACCCUGCACAGUUCUUCGGGGACAAAGCUCACUCUUUCUUGAACUGGUUUAGAGAUUUCGAUCAAGUGUUCGUCCCAGAUGCACAAACGGGGCAACCAUCAUUCGAAAAUAACGCAUGGUUCUUGAAUGGGCAAUUGAACGCAUGUUACAACUGUGUCGAUAGACACGCGUUAAAGCAUCCAGACAAACCGGCUAUCGUCUACGAAGCGGAUGAACCAGGUCAAUCGUUGACUUUCAGUUACAAAGAAUUGCUUCAAGAAGUUUGUAAAGUCGCUCAAGUUUUGAAAUACUCUAUGGGGGUCAACAAGGGUGACACAGUGGCAGUGUACAUGCCCAUGAUCCCACAGGCUUUGAUCACUCUAUUGGCCAUCGUCCGUAUCGGUGCCAUCCAUUCCGUAAUCUUUGCCGGGUUUUCCUCAAAUUCAUUAAGAGACAGAAUCAACGACGCAGACUCAAAAGUUGUUGUCACGGCAAACGAGUCCCUACGCGGUGGGAAGAUCAUUGAAACGAAGAAGAUUGUCGAUGACGCUUUAAAGGAGGCUCCAGGUGUCAGACACGUCCUUGUUUACAAACGGACAUCUAAUGACCGUGUCAACUUCCAAGCGCCCAGAGACCUUGAUUGGGAACAGGAAUGUAAAAAAUACAAGACGUACUACCCAUGUGAACCAGUGGACUCAGAACACCCUCUGUUCUUACUGUACACCUCAGGAUCCACGGGGACACCAAAGGGUGUCCAACACUCGACGGCAGGGUACUUAUUGAACGCUCUUUUGACCAUGAGAUACACUUUUGACACUCACCAGGAGGAUGUAUUCUUUACAGCAGGUGACAUUGGUUGGAUUACAGGUCACACAUACGUUGUGUAUGGACCCCUGUUGUACGGAUGUACUACUGUUGUCUUUGAGGGAACACCAGCGUACCCAAAUUACUCUCGUUAUUGGGAUAUCAUUGACACUCAUAAAGUAACCCAAUUUUACGUUGCACCAACAGCUUUGCGUCUGUUGAAGAGAGCUGGGGACGAGUUCAUUGAGGGAUAUUCAUUAAAGACCUUAAGAUCUUUGGGAUCUGUCGGCGAACCCAUCGCUGCUGAAGUCUGGGAAUGGUAUUCUGAAAAGAUUGGGAAGAACGAUAUCCCCAUCGUCGAUACGUACUGGCAAACAGAGUCUGGUGCACAUUUAGUCACACCAUUGGCAGGUGGGGUCACCCCAAUGAAACCUGGUUCCGCAUCGUUCCCAUUCUUCGGUAUUGAAACGGUCAUUUUGGACCCCACAACGGGUCAAGAGGUCACUACAGACCACGCAGAAGGUGUACUCGCGAUUAAAAGAGCGUGGCCGUCCUUUGCAAGAACCAUUUGGAAAAACCAUGACAGAUAUAUGGACACGUACUUGAACCCUUACCCAGGGUACUACUUCACCGGUGACGGUGCCGCGAGAGAUAAAGAUGGGUACAUCUGGAUCUUGGGUCGUGUUGACGACGUCGUCAAUGUGUCGGGGCACAGAUUAUCCACGGCUGAAAUCGAAGCCGCUUUGAUUGAGGACUCCAUUGUGGCAGAGACUGCGGUUGUAGGAUUCAAUGAUGACCUCACGGGCCAGGCAGUCGCUGCAUUCGUCGUCUUGAAGAACAAAUCCGCUUGGUCCAACGCUUCCGAGGACGAACUUCAAGAUAUUAAGAAACACUUGAUCCUAACAGUGAGGAAAGACAUCGGACCCUUUGCUGCUCCCAAACUGAUCGUCUUGGUUGACGAUUUGCCAAAGACAAGGUCAGGGAAAAUCAUGAGACGGAUCCUAAGGAAAAUCCUUGCUGGCGAGGCUGACCAACUAGGUGACGUGACGACCUUGUCGAACCCAGGUGUUGUCAAACAUUUAAUCGACUCUGUGAAACUGUAA
Messenger RNA from Huiozyma naganishii CBS 8797, 2148 nucleotides. RefSeq names its product acetate--CoA ligase 1 (gene ACS1). Gene Ontology annotation, molecular function: AMP binding; acetyl-CoA synthetase activity. The coding region runs from base 1 to 2148 and encodes 715 amino acids. Gene Ontology annotation, cellular component: cytosol. Lineage: Eukaryota; Fungi; Ascomycota; Saccharomycetes; Saccharomycetales; Saccharomycetaceae. The transcript has a single exon. The record is from RefSeq and is a predicted model, not a curated record.